AGACUUCCGGAUGCAGUUUGUCAACACUGAGAAAGCGUGAAUAAAAUGAGCAGUUAAUUUACUUUUAUAGCCUAGUACAUUUCGCGAUAUUUAUACAGUUCGUUUCGUGCAAUGAGCUCCAGACCGAAAGAUAAGUUUACUAGAACAGUGACGAAACGGUGCCCUGCAUGUAAACAGCAAAUUCCUGUCGCUUGCCGUUCCUGUCCUUGUGGUCAUGUAUAUCCAGCUAGAAGGACUGCUGCUAAAUUAGAUCCUCCUGCAGGUGAAGUUAAGAAAAGACGGAUGUCAGAAAGAACAAAGAAAGAACGACCUUCCUACUAUGAAUCCAUAGAUCUUAGACUGGUGUCCACUGCAAGGAGACGGACCACCAGUACAUGCAGUAGUACCAGUCCUGGAGAUGGCAGGAGAAGAGGGCGGGGGAGGCCCAAAGGGUCUCAGAACAAACCUAAGACAGACUCACCGACUCCAUCACCAUCUCCAUCAAACUCAGCAUCAGAGAGGCAAUCAGAAUCAAAAGAGGAGGACAAUUCUUAUGAUAACUUAAGUGCUGAAAAAUCAUUUCAAUAUUCCAUCAUCUUAGCUGAAAUUAAUAGGAAGUUUUGCAGUCAAGGCUCACAACCAAGGUGAAUUGGAUUUUACUAGAUUUGGUUGUGGACUAUGCAGAAAAAUGUUGGAACCAAUAUCAGUUGUUUUGCAAGGCUGAUCAAGUGUGGGUGUUACAGUGACGUAAAAACAAAAAUGCAUAAAAUGUGACACAGUCCACCUGGGAAUAUGCAUUUCAGAAGCUCACUUAAUACUGAGAAGAAAACAGUUCUACAUGCUCCAUCUGUUUCCAUGGAAAUAAACAACAAAGAAAUAUACCAGGCAUUCCUUUCCCAUUUUCUGUAGUACAAAUGCAUCAGAUGAGGAUUACAUUUUCAGUCUGCCUAUAAUAACUUCAAAGUUCCAAAUAAAAUACUGAUAUGAUCUUUAUUUAAAACAAUAAGUAGUCAACAUACAUAUAAUAUGCAUUGCUUAAUAUGCUUUAUUUGCAAAGACAACAGAAUUGGUUACUUUAAUACAUUUAAUGGAUAUAAUUUUUGAGAAAAAGAUGGUGUUACGGUGACCAAGUUUUUUGCAGCACAAAGGCAUUUUCAAAAUCAAACCUAAAAUGGAAGUUCCUAAUUAUUUUAAGUGCAUAUAAAGUAGCUCUUUUGUGGUGCUCUAGAUAUAAAAGCUGGCUACUUAUUCAUGUUCUAUUGUGGUAUGUUUGUAAAAUGUAAUUUCUUUUGAAGAGGAAUAUCUAGGGCUUUAUAAUCUGUAGAUGUAAUCAAUAUUAACCUUAAAGUCAAAAAGAAUCUUUUUUUAAAAGCUCAUUUUAUAUUACUAACUGUAUUCCAAAAAUGUUCUAAAUAUUGUUUUAAGAUUUUGGUGUUUAUGUGUAUUUUGAGCCACACACACCAGAUACACUUCAGUCUAAAUGCACUAUGUUACUGUACUAUGCGAGUAAAUUUUGCUAGCAUUUGCCAGUUGUAUAAUUGGUGAUUGUUUUAAGGACAAAAUGUGCUUGAGAACGUUACACAGUGGCAAACACUAUGAAAAUACCAUUCAAUGGAAUAAUUGUAAUUUUAUACAUGAGGCCUACUGGGAAAUACAUUCAUAAGAAAUUUA
This is a messenger RNA of Lingula anatina, 1650 nucleotides long. Its product is annotated as UPF0547 protein C16orf87 homolog. Lineage: Eukaryota; Metazoa; Brachiopoda; Lingulata; Lingulida; Lingulidae. The record is from RefSeq and is a predicted model, not a curated record.